Messenger RNA from Xenopus laevis (African clawed frog), 2361 nucleotides. It is a transcript of the gene ism2.L, whose product is annotated as isthmin 2 L homeolog. NCBI's taxonomy places the organism in Eukaryota, Metazoa, Chordata, Amphibia, Anura, Pipidae. Gene Ontology annotation, cellular component: extracellular region. The record is from RefSeq and is a predicted model, not a curated record. Bases 260 to 1630 code for a protein of 456 amino acids. The transcript has 6 exons.
GAAAGUUUGGAUGGAGAGAGGGGAGAGUGGCGCGGCGGAGGGAGAGUCAUACGGGAGGCAAGGGCAGGCGGAGACACAGAGGAAAGACGGACAGACGGAAAGCUGAGGGGCGAGCAGCCGGGGUGUGGGAGGCAGGGGGCCCGGGAUGCGCUAGUCAGUGGACUCUGGAGACAUGGGCUGCUACACGCCAAAGACACAGCCUGAGCUCAGGGGAAACACAUGAGGUGUCAGUGAAACGGACGGUGUGUUGGGCUCAGCCAUGCCGGGACUCCCAGCGCUCUUGCUCUUCUGCUCCCUGGAACUUGUGGGGACAGCCCCUGCUCUGAACUCCAGACCCGCUGCGGUGAAUGUGGAGACUGAUCAGCUUACUUAUUUAAGGGAGGACACUUCAGCUUCCCCGCAAGUGACAAAUCAUUGGGAGAACCUUGCCCCAAGUCAGUCUUCCAAAUAUAAGAGGUCCACAUUAGGAGUCAAAGGCGAAUCCUUCCCUUUCCAGAGCAGUUUCCCUACAAGAGAGGCAUCCUCACUAAUUAUGGACUUGCAUGGCUUAGCAGAAGCCAACCUGAGCUUGGAAAACCCAAAUAUUCAGGUCACAAUUGAAGUGGAUCCAGACUCCCAAACAGAAUUUGAGCUGGAUCUAUCAGAUUCCCGCACAGAUUGGUCUGAUUCAGACUGGGUAUCUCAACACGAACAGCUUUUUUGGCCUCUGUUCUGGGAGUACAGUGAUCUCUCGCAGGAGGAGGGCUUGACAACUGGUACACCGGCACCCGAGAUAGAAGAUUACUCGUCACAGUAUGACUGGGAGGACAAUGUCCUGAGUGGAGGAGAAGGAGACCGUAAAUCCCUUCAUCAAACUGACAAAACCUGGGUUUCUGAAGAGAAAUAUCAAUAUGAUUAUGAGGAAGAUGAAUGGAGCACCUGGACUCCCUGCAGUGCUACCUGUGGCACUGCCCAUCAGAAACGGACACGUUCCUGUGGCUAUUCUUGCUCUGCCACUGAGUCCAGAAUCUGUGAACACACCCCUUGUACAGUAGAUGAGCACAUUCCAGAGAAUACCACUAAAGGCUGGGUAACUCCUACAGAAAGUGGGACCCCUGUGCCCGAAUCAGGACAAAUAGACAGCUGUGAUCGGUGGCUGAGUUGCAAAAGUGAAUUCCUGAGCAGCUAUUUGCACAGAGUCCUCACAGAGUUGCCUAGCUGCCCCUGUACAUACCCAACUGAAGCUGUUUACAGCUCUUUAACUCUUCGAGAUGAGACUUUGGCACGUAGCUUCAGGUGGAGGGAUGCAAGUGGAGGACGGGAGAGACUAGAUAUUUACACCCCUGGGGCACGAUUUUGCCUGCGAUCCCUGCUGUCUCGGGAAAGCAGUAGCUUAGGAGCUCAGCACUGCUGCUAUGACCAGUCACUGAAACUUAUGACACGUGGCCGAGCAGCAGGGAUUCCCAAUCUUAUUAGUGCAGACUUUUCACCUGAGCUGCACUACAAGGCUGAUGUACUGCCAUGGAUCUUAUGCAAAGGUGACUGGAGCCGAAUACAUGCCAUCCGACCUCCAAAUAAUGGGCGAGGGUGUCUAGAGAAUCCCUCUGAGGAGGAAUAUCUAUUGCAGCUGCAGGAGGCCCGUGAAUAUUAGCAAUAAUGUUGUAAUUUCUGUUCUUUUACCCUUCCCUUCUCAGUUGCUCUAUUUCUGCCAAAGAGUUGUAAUAUAUUGGAAAGCUAUUUUUGUUUGCCAGCAGAUCAUCUAGUUUAGUACUGUAAUUAUUAUCUUUUAUUUAUAGAGAGCCGUUAUGUUAUGCAGAGCUUUGGAGAGAUUAUUCAUCAAUCACAUCCUAGUGGAGUUUACAACAUAGGUUCACACACAGGGGUCUAUUUUAUCAUAAGUCAAUUAAUUUGGCUUUUUGGAGUGUGGUUGGGAAAACCCAGUGCAAACACACCGAAAACAUAUAAGCUUCUUGCUGUUAGGUCCCUGGUAGUAGUUCAACUCAAUACCCUAGUGCUGCUGUGCAGCAGUGCUAGCUGCUAAACCACCAUGUUGCUCCACUUUAAGUGCAGAAGUCUUUGCUACUUAUAUAUACAGCCUUUUCAAAUGUUGUUUAUGUACCUAAUAGUUUGUAUAUAUGUGUCAAUUCUUGAUGUGCAGAAUGUGUUUAUAAAUAUCUACAUACAUAUAAAAUAUGGCAUUUUGAUAUGUCAAAGAUACAAUAAGAGUGGAAAGUGAGACUGAUUUCUGUGUGUUUGUGUUCACACUGCUGCUAAAGUUGCUGUCGUUUUUAACAUUCCACAAUUUACAAUGAUAUGAGUAACUGGUUAUUGGUGGAUUCUGCAAAUGACUUCUACAACUUAAAUAAAAGUUUGUUUAAAGAA